Messenger RNA from Colletotrichum karsti, 1962 nucleotides. Its product is annotated as glucan 1, 4-alpha-glucosidase-like protein. NCBI's taxonomy places the organism in Eukaryota, Fungi, Ascomycota, Sordariomycetes, Glomerellales, Glomerellaceae. Gene Ontology annotation, cellular component: fungal-type vacuole. The transcript has 6 exons. Gene Ontology annotation, molecular function: glucan 1,4-alpha-glucosidase activity; starch binding. The record is from RefSeq and is a predicted model, not a curated record. Gene Ontology annotation, biological process: polysaccharide catabolic process. The coding region runs from base 1 to 1962 and encodes 653 amino acids.
AUGGUUGCCCUUCAACAUGUCAUGUCAGGAGCACUGGCAUUCAACACCACCGAAUUCACUCAGCCCAUCAUGAAGUUGUUCACCUCCGCGCUGCUCCUCGGCUCCAUCGCCACCCAAACCAUCUUCGGAUACCCUGGGGCGGGCGUGGUCAAGAGAGAUGUCGAUUCUUUCAUUGCCACCGAAACUCCGAUAGCCCUGGCUCAGCUGCUUUGCAACAUCGGUCCCAAUGGAUGCCACGCCUCUGGUGUUAGCGCCGGUAUUGUCAUUGCCUCUCCUGACAGAACUGACCCGCCGUACUUCUACACUUGGACCAGAGAUGCCGGCCUCGUCUUCAAGGCUGUGGUUGACAUUUUCACCAACAGCUACGACGCCAACUUGCAGAUCAACAUCCAGAACUAUAUUGCCUCACAAGCUCGUCUUCAGGGAGUGUCGAACCCUUCGGGAGGUCUGGGUGAUGGUACCGGUCUGGGCGAGCCCAAGUUUGAAGUGAACUUGCAGCCUUACACGGGAGCUUGGGGACGACCUCAGAGGGACGGCCCGGCCCUUCGUGCUAUUGCCAUCAUUGGUUACGCUAAGUGGCUGGUCAAGAACGGAUACUCAUCUACUGCGUCGUCUGUACUCUGGCCUGUGAUCCGGAACGAUCUGAACUAUGUCGCCCAGUACUGGAACCAGACAGGCUUUGACCUGUGGGAAGAGGUUCAGGGAAGCUCCUUUUUCACAGUGGCCAGUCAACAUCGCGCCCUUGUGGAGGGUAGUGCGCUGGCGCGAUCCCUAGGUCUUUCUUGCAACGCUUGCGACGCUGUUGCCCCUCAAGUGCUUUGCUUCAUGGGCCGCUUCUGGUCGUCAUCUGGCAACUACAUGAUCGCCAACAUCAACGGCAACGGCAGAUCCGGCAGAGACGCCAACGUCAUCCUUGCCUCCAUCCACAACUUCGACCCAGCCGCAUCUUGUGACGCCGCAACCUUCCAGCCUUGCAGUGACAAAGCUCUGGCCAGUCACAAGGUGGUUGUGGACUCAUUCCGCACCAUCUACACCAUUAACAACGGCAUCUCCCAAGCGAACGCUAUUGCUGUUGGGAGGUACCCUGAAGACAGCUAUUACGGAGGCAACCCUUGGUACCUGAACACACUGGCCGCCGCAGAGCAGCUCUACGAUGCUCUUUACGUCUGGAAGCAGCAAGGCUCCAUCACAGUGACAUCAACCUCCUUGGCCUUCUUCAGAGAUCGCUUGGGAUCUGUAUCCGCUGGUACCUAUGCCUCGGGGACUUCGACUUAUACCUCGCUCAUCAACGCCGUCAGCGCUUACGCCGAUGGCUUCAUGAACGUCGUCGCAACCUACGCUCAGACGAACGGCUCUCUCGCCGAGCAGUUCUCACGAAGCAAUGGACAACCUCUAUCAGCGGACGACCUCACCUGGUCUUACGCCGCCUUCCUCACAGCAGCCCAACGGCGAGCAGCAGUCAUUCCUCCCGGCUGGGUCUCACCUUCGGCAACUUCUGUCCCGGGCACCUGCCAAGCUACCUCCGUCGCCGGCUCCUAUUCCAGUGCGACCUCCACUUCGUUCCCGGCCAACCAGACCCCCCAGACCAACUUGCCGACGACAACGGCUACGGGACCAGCUCCAACUGCCACGGGAUGCCCCAUUGCAAGCUCCGUUCUCGUCACUUUCAACGUGAGAGUAACGACGCAGUUCGGUCAGACCAUCAAGAUUGUGGGUAACACACCUUCCCUUGGCAGCUGGAACCCAAGCAGCGCCAUCACUUUGAGUGCUUCGCAGUAUACCUCUUCCAACCCGAUCUGGUCCGUCACGAUCGAGUUGCCGGCUGGCCAGGCGAUCGAGUACAAGUACAUCAAUGUCGCCAGCGGUGGUGCCGUUACGUGGGAGAGGGAUCCUAAUCAUGCUUACACCGUGCCAUCCUCGUGCGCGACGUCAGUCACCAAGUCUGAUACCUGGCAGGCUUAG